GAUCUUGAAAACUAAUAUCCCAAAAAUGUAUUCACCUACAAUUCUAUCUACUAUGAUGGAAACCCCACCUAUAUGGAGGUUAUUCGAAUACCAUGGUGGCUAAUGAGCACUUUGUGAUUCGCAUUCCUGAUAACCUUCCUCUUGAUGCUUGUGCUCCUCUUCUCUGCACUGGGAUCACAACUUACAGUCCCCUAAGACACUUUGGACCUAACAAGCUUGGUAUGCGUGUCAGUAUAGUUGGUCUCGGUGGCCUUGGCCAUACAGCUGUAAAAUUUGCCAAGGCUUUUGGUGUUAAAGUAAUAGUGAUUAGUACCUCUCCUGGCAAAAAGAAAGAAGCUAUUGAACAGUUUCGUGUAGAUUCAUUUUUGGUCAAUUGUGACCCAGAUCAGAUGCAGGUUGCUAUGGGCACAAUGGACGGUAUCAUUGACCCUCUUCUACCAUUGAUAGGUUUGUUGAAAUCUCAUGGAAAACUUAUCUUGGUUGGUGCACCAGAGAAGCCACUUGAGCUUCCAGUCUUUCCUCUGCUCAUGGGGAGAAAGAUAAUGGCUGGAAGUUGCAUUAAAGACAUGAAGAAGACACAAGAGAUGAUAGAUUAAUGGAUUACGUCACUACAAGAAAUGUGUUUUGGUGGCGUACUUUUAACGGCGUUUUUUAAAGUGUCACUGUUCUUAAUAUUUAAUGACGAUUCAUAAAUGUAGCAUUUUUCUUUAAUUAAAACGGCGCCAUUUCAUGAAUAGAAGACGUUUAUAAACGCCUUCAAAUGGGUUAGGUGUCACGCGCUCCCUCCCUCUUUUCACCCUUAUUUUGAAUCUUCAAAUCUCUCUCUCUCUCUCUCUCUCUCUCUCUCUCUCUCUCUCUCUCUCUUCUGUCUAAACCCCAUUAAUAUCUUAGAGCCAUUUCGAAACACAUCGGUGAUUCAUUAGAGCUCCGCUGUCUCAAAAUCGAAGUUCAUCUCGAAAUCGAAGUCGAAGUUCAUUUCAGCAAUUCAGAUCGGUGAGCUCCACUUUCUCUCUCUCUCUCUCUCUCUCUUUGUUAUCUAAACCCUAAUUAUCUCAGAGAUUCAAAUCAGUCUCAGUGAAACAGAUCGGUGAUUUAUCAGAGCCAUUUCAAACUCCUCUCUCAAAAUCGAAAUCGAAGUUCAUCUCAGCGAUUCAAAUCGAUGAGCUCCACUCUCUCUCUCUCUCUCUCUCUCUCUCUCUCUCUCUCUCUCUUCUCUCUUUCACACUCUCUCUUUAUAGACGCAUCAGAUUUGGUCCACUCUCCAUCAACGAAUCCCGACGACGGCUCCCCGACGAUGGCCCUUUGUCUCCAUCAUCUGAAGAGUUUUGUUUUGCAACCCUAGAUCUCCAAAUCCCCUUCAUUGACAAAGAAAGAAAAGGUCAAAAUUUAUUUAUUAUUUUUUACGGAAUAAAUAAUCAUACAUUUGUUUUAAUUAAGGUUUUGUGUUGGUUUGAUUUAGGUUUUUGGGGAAAACAUAUUUCUUCAUUGUUUGCCCAAACACAUGUGAAUGGAUUUUUUGCAUUGCAAGUGUUUGAUAAAAUGAUUCAAUGAAAUUAUUAUUUUUUAAACUAAUUAAAUACAUGUGAAGUUAGGAGUAUGUUGUAAUGAAUGCUCAAUAGCUCUUGUGGUGGUGCACUUUAUAAACUGUAGUGACUAUUUUCACCCCUAAAAUAGUAUUACUUAGGAAAUAGAUGUCUUUGGUUAAUAUAUUUUAAAUUCUGAUUACAUUUAUGCAUAUGUAUAUUUUUGUGUUCUUUAGGAUUUGUGAAAAUUAGUGAUAUGUUAAAUCUAUAUUAUAUUUAUAGUGAUAUACUUUGUUAUGGUGUUGGUUUCCUUUUCCAAAAUCAAAGUUUCAAAUGUGGAAAAAAAAAAAAUCCAGGGAGGCUUUGGUGUGCAAAUGACAUGUGCAAUUACUUUGCGUGGUGAGUGCUUGCAAACCAACAUAGAGUGGCUUGAGGCAGACCAAUGAGCUAGGAAAUUGUUUUUCAUGACAAGCAUAGUGUGUACUGAUUUUAGCAUUACUUUAAUGCUUAAAUGAUUGUUGUAUGCUUAAGUGAUUUUAGCAUAGUUUUUUAAAGUAUGAUUUGUAAGGUUAUAAGAUGUUUGAACUCAAUGUAAUAAGAUGAUAUCUUGUUAUUAAUUGAAUGAUAUGUCUUCAGAUGCCACGCCAUCUUUCCCUUGUUAUUAUUUGAUGUUGCAUUUGGACAUUGAACUAAUUUGGAGGACAAAGGGUUGUUUGUUUCAAACUUGGAAGUUGUAUGGGCAUAAAAACUUAGUGUUCUUCUAAUGUCUUUAACUUGCAAAUGGAGCCACAAGUCUCCUUGGGUUGUGAAUCAUGCCUCCAUCCUGAGAAAGUCCAAAUUAAGGAUGGUGAUUAUGGUGUAACUGUAUCCUUUCAAAACCAUGAUGUACAGCAGCCAGGUAAUAUUUUGUGCUUGUCAUUUCAAAGUUUCUAAUCAUUUGUCUCAAUUAAGGUGCUUUUUCAUUUUUGUCGUAGUCCUCCAAUAUUCUUUUAAAGUAUGUUAUUUUGAUUCAUCCACUGCAAACUCUCUACAUUUGAAGAGCAUAACAGUAUCUCCAAUAAUGUUUUUUAAAUUUUUUCUAUAAUAGGGAAGAUAUUUAAUUUUUUUUAUGAAAAAAAUAGGGACUUAUUUUUUUAAUUCUAUCAUACAUGUAGAUAGGGAGUCUGUUAGAGUGAAUUUUGAAGAUAUAUCUUAUUUUUUUUAAUUGCCUCUGCCUAGUUGUUUUUUGCCUGUAUUUUUGAAUAAUGAUAGGUAGUAUGUCCAGUGUAUGUGUAAAAUAUGUUGUCUAUCAUUGUUUCUGUUAACUAUUUUUGUCUUGAUGAUGGCCAAGAUUUUUGUAACUUCUAUACUUGGCUAGAGUGUGAUUGGAAGUAGAUGUGGAGGCAUAUUAUGAUAGUGACAUUAGUUUAUUGAAUGUGAGCAUGCCCAAUCACUGACUCUGCCAUUAUUUGAACCAUUUAUCAAUUUGUGCCAGUUAGCUCCAAGGCCCAAUAUGAGAAUCUAAGUUCAUUUUGUUUUUUGUAGUUCCUUGCUAUUCAAAUGUUAAGAGGAGACACGGUGCCUCACCCUCAGUCAUCGUCAUAUGUGGUGGCCUUGCCGAUAUGGCAGCUGCUCAGGCCUUUCAUGAUGCUUCAUUUCAGCAUGGAGGUACCUGCAUAGAAAAAGAUUCCUGCAAAUAAAGAAACAAAGCUUCCCUACUGCAGUUCACUCUAUUGUGAGACCAGUGAGGAAAAUGAAGAUGAAACUCUUGCCUUAGUGAAAGCAACAAAGAAGGCUCUUCAGGUGAGCGACAAAGACCCUAAAUCUAUAAUCAAGGGAACAGCUAAUUCUGGGGCAGAGUAUCUUGCAUCUCGAUCUUAUCACGGUCUUGACAUUCAAAGCAACAGUUCCUUAAUGCUUCACUCUUUUAUCUCGAUCUUAUUUAUAUUGGUUCGAUUUUCACUCUCUUAUUGUUCUUAAUGCUUGAAAUGGUUUGUUUAUUUUUUUAUUUUUUUCUUGUUGCUACAAUUCUUGUUCCUUCAAUUGAUAUUAGUGCUCAGUGGAAGACUUGGAGACUGCUGCAAAGUUGUAUAUUUCUUAUUGGUUAGAACUGGCAACUGCUCCAUAUGGUUCACCCCUGGAUGCCACAAAAAUGUUUUGGCUUGUAGCCCUUCCUUGUAAAAGUCACUUUAAAGCCGUAGCUAAGAUGAGAGCCUUGAAGGUUGUAAUUGUUAAAACAACUUAUCAGGUUCUGUGCAAAUUUUUUAGCAAAUCACCUCUUUAAAAUGUUG
Camellia sinensis is the source of this 3793-nucleotide messenger RNA. The record is from RefSeq and is a predicted model, not a curated record. Lineage: Eukaryota; Viridiplantae; Streptophyta; Magnoliopsida; Ericales; Theaceae.